Messenger RNA from Cervus elaphus (red deer), 1635 nucleotides. RefSeq names its product teratocarcinoma-derived growth factor 1 (gene CRIPTO). The record is from RefSeq and is a predicted model, not a curated record. The coding region runs from base 209 to 754 and encodes 181 amino acids. Gene Ontology annotation, molecular function: growth factor activity. NCBI's taxonomy places the organism in Eukaryota, Metazoa, Chordata, Mammalia, Artiodactyla, Cervidae. The transcript has 6 exons.
CCCUAGUCUCGCCGGACAGCCCGACUUCUGCUUCUAAGAACUUUGGGGGAAAGCAUAUUUCUCAUCUGGGAUAUUUUUCCUUUAAAAUGCUCUUUUUCACGUCAAGAAAUUAACAUUUUCCUUUGGGUGUUUUGGCAAUGACUGUGAAUUAAAGCCGGGUUAAUAUUUUUUCCCUUCUAAAUUGUUAGGGGCCGCAGACCAGAGGAAGAUGGAGUGCUUCUCUUACAGUGUGAUUUUGAUCAUGGCCUUUUCCAGAGCACUUGAACUGGGAUUAGUCGCUGGAUUGGGCGACCUUGAACUUGCCCGUCCGUCACAGGGAGAGCUGGCCUUCAGAGAUGAUGGCCUUUGGUCCCAAGAGGAGCCUGCAAUUCGUCACCAGCCUUCCCAGUUUGUAGCAUCCAUGGGAAUCCAAAAGAGUAAGGAGCUGAACAGAACCUGCUGUUUAAAUGGGGGAACCUGCAUGCUGGGGUCCUUUUGUGCCUGUCCUCCCUCUUUCUAUGGACGGAACUGUGAGCAUGACUCUCGCAAAGAGAACUGUGGGCCUGUGCCCCAUGACACCUGGCUGCCCAGGAAGUGUUCCAUGUGUAAAUGCUGGCUUGGCCAGCUUCGCUGCUUUCCUCAGUCAUUCCUACCUGGUUGUGACGGCCAUGUGAUGGAUGAGCACCUCACAGCUUCCAGGACUCCAGAAUUAACACCGUCUGCGUGUGCUCUUAUGCUCCCUGGCAUCUGCCUUGCUAUACAAAGUUAUUAUUAACCCACAUUUGUUUUUAACAUUUGUCAUGCAGAUUUCAGGACCUGUAAAGGCUGUCUCUCUAAUGUCCCAACUGAGAGAUGGUAAUUAGUUGCCUUGAAAUAGUGAACAGAUUUCCCUGUGGUCCCUAAAAAGAUUUCCUUAAAGCACCAAUUACUUUCCUCUGCCCUGCCCUCUCCAAAAAACUAAUUAAAAAAAAAAAAGUAAGCCAUAUCACAGGAGUGCCUAACUCCUGUGUUUCUGAUACAUGUAACUGCCAAGGGCUUACAAAUAAUUUCCUUUAAACAACUGAAUUCUAUAUUCAGAUUAUUAAAGGUUACUCUCAAUGUGGAACUGAGCAUAAAGCUUUGAAUGGAGUUGAUUGACAUCAGUUAAGAUGGUAUCUUGGAAAGGAAGGACCUGUAAGGGGAGCAGAGGAGAAGGGAGGGGGCAGAUAUCCAAGGUGAGAGACAGGGUGCUAGAGUAAUGGAGGUGUGCGUGUAUCCUGGGUGACUAGGUAGAAAAGUGGGAGCAAAUGGGAGAGAUUUGAAAAAAUAAAAUGAAUGUCUUGGUUGAUCUGGUGGCUACAGAGAAGCAAGUUAAAAGGCUAAGUUGAAGGGCAAGUUUCUACCAUCAAUAGGAAGCUAUAUGAGACAAGGGUACCUGUUUUCUGAAGGCUUUGUAAAAAGAAUAAAGUCUCCUUUAAAAAAAACUAUCUAAAUUCCCCCGAUAUAUAAAGAUUGCUUAAUACAUUAUGAUUUCUGUAUACUGUGCGAUUAUUUCAAUGGUGGUAAAAGAAAAUGUUCACAGUGUGUUUAGUUGUAAGCCAGUGAUAAAGCCAUAUAUUGUAAAGCCCAUUUAAAAAAUAUGUAUCUGUUCUGUUCAGUAAAAGUGGGAAGUAUGUU